Messenger RNA from Cucurbita pepo subsp. pepo (vegetable marrow), 725 nucleotides. RefSeq lists its product as uncharacterized. The record is from RefSeq and is a predicted model, not a curated record. NCBI's taxonomy places the organism in Eukaryota, Viridiplantae, Streptophyta, Magnoliopsida, Cucurbitales, Cucurbitaceae.
GGUUAUAUAAACAAGAAAGUUCCAUAAUUUGAUCGAUACCUAAUCGAAACAGCAAAAGAGAUUCGAAGAUGGAGGAGGGAAAAACAGAGGAACUGUCUCAGAACCUCACCCAGCAACGCGGAGGUGAAGAAGAAGAGGAAAAGGCAGGUGGGUUUCUGAGGAAUUUCAUUUCGAACAUGGUGUCUACUGAAGGAAGUGAAGAGAAGAAAGGAGAAGUGGAAAAGGAAAGUGGGGUUGUGAGUGAAGAAAAAACAGAGCAAGGAAAAGCCAAUGGGUUUCUGAAGAAUUUCAUGUCGAACAGAGUAUGUGAAGAAGAAGAGGAAGAGGAAGAGGAAGAGGAAGAAGAAGAAGAGAAGAAAAGUGGGUUUCUGAAGAAUUUGAUUUCAAACAUGGUGAAUGCAGAGGAAGGGAAAGAAGUAAGCAAUGUUGUGGAUUGUGAGAAAACAGGGGAAGGGGAAACUGACAAAAGCGGCAGCGGCGGCGGUGGCGGUGGCAUUAUAGAUAACAUUGUGUCCCACUUGCCUGCUUCACUUCAAGGGGAUGCAGUGACCACAACAGAUGAAGCUGCGAUUCUGAUACACUCCAUUAUCCAUGAAUGAACUGUUCCAAUGCGUUCAUUGUUCAUUGUUCAUAGUUCAUAUGAGUGUUUGUUAAAUUUAAGUUUGCGUUCCAUUUGUAUUGGGUGAGUAAUGGAAAUCAUGUAUUAAAAAGUUUCUUCAAAAUAA